AUGGCCGCUAUCAAGGCGCUGCCGCCCUCCUCGGCACGCUUCUCGAGCGCCACUGAUGACGGCCUUGUCUGCCUCGAGCUUGAGGACGGCUCCGCAUACACUGGCUACAGCUUCGGAGCCCAGAAGAGCAUCGCUGGAGAGCUGGUCUUUCAGACGGGCAUGGUCGGGUAUCCCGAGUCUUUGACAGACCCUUCAUACCGCGGACAGAUUCUCGUCACUACCUUUCCUCUCGUGGGAAACUAUGGCGUGCCUUCUCGCGAGACCGUGGACGAGCUUCUCGGUGACCUGCCAGCACACUUUGAGUCCUCCCAGAUUCAUGUCACUGGCCUCGUCACCGAUUCGUACUGUGGCGAGGACUUUUCCCACUUCCUGGCAACCUCCUCACUCGGCACCUGGCUCAAGGAGCAAGGCGUCCCUGCCAUGUACGGCGUCGAUACCAGGGCCCUGACCAAGAAGAUUCGAGAAAAAGGCAGCAUGUUGGGCAGGAUGCGACUUCAGACGACGAUCCAGACCAACGGUGUCGCCAAUGGCAUCGCCAAUGGCAACCCGCCCCAGAGUUUCGCCCAAAUUGAAUGGGUGAACCCUAAUGAGAAGAACCUCGUUGCUGAGGUGUCUGUCAAGACCCCUAAGCUCUAUAAGCCCCCUCCUUCCGUGGCCACCCGUAAGCACCCGUCAGGCCGGCCGAUUCGCGUCUUGUGUGUCGAUGUUGGCAUGAAAUUUAAUCAGCUGAGGUGCUUCCUCAAGCGUGGUGUGGAGGUCAUGGUCUGCCCGUGGGACCACGACCUGGCCAAGGAGGCAGGCGACCAGUACGAUGGCCUCUUCCUUUCAAACGGCCCUGGUGACCCAAAGGUCCUCGAUGUUACCGUCAGGAACGUGCAGGCCGCCAUGGAGAAGAACAAGACGCCUGUUUUCGGUAUCUGCCUGGGCCAUCAAUUGCUUGCGCGUGCCUCUGGAGCCUCGACUAGCAAGAUGAAGUUCGGUAAUCGUGGCCACAACAUCCCCUGUACCAGCAUGGUAACUGGAAAGUGCCACAUCACCUCGCAAAACCAUGGGUACGCUGUUGAUGCCAGUACUCUGACUGCUGGCUGGAAAGAGCUCUUUGUCAAUGCCAACGACGGUAGCAACGAGGGCAUCAUGCACGUCGAAAAGCCAUACUUCAGUGUCCAGUUCCACCCCGAAAGCACGCCUGGUCCUCGCGACACUGAGUAUCUGUUUGACGUCUUCAUCAACACCAUUGUCAACUCCACCAAGAACCCGGAGCUCCUUCAGCAGCCCGUCAGUUUCCCAGGUGGGACGAUUGAGGAGAAUGAGCGGCUUCACCCUCGUGUCUCUGUCAAGAAAGUCCUUGUUCUUGGCAGCGGUGGUCUCAGCAUUGGCCAGGCUGGCGAGUUUGACUACUCUGGUAGCCAGGCUAUCAAGGCCCUCAAAGAAGAGGGCAUCUUCACUGUCUUGAUCAACCCCAACAUCGCCACUAUUCAGACCUCAAAGGGCCUUGCCGACAAGGUGUACUUCCUGCCCGUCAAUGCCGAGUUCGUCCGCAAAGUCAUUCACUACGAACGCCCCGACGCCAUCUACGUCACUUUUGGUGGCCAGACUGCUUUGCAGGUGGGCAUUCAGCUCAAGGAUGAGUUCGAGGGUCUCGGCGUCAAGGUUCUGGGAACUCCCAUUGAUACCAUCAUUACGACCGAGGACCGUGAGCUCUUUGCUCGCAGCAUGGACUCCAUUGGUGAGAAGUGCGCCAAGUCCGCCUCUGCAAGCAACGUUGACGAGGCCAUGCGAGUUGUCAAGGAUAUUGGUUUUCCCGUCAUUGUUCGCGCCGCCUACGCCUUGGGUGGUCUUGGCAGUGGAUUCGCCAACAAUGAAGAUGAACUUCUCGACCUUUGCAACAAGGCCUUUGCUGCCAGUCCCCAGGUGCUUAUUGAGCGCAGUAUGAAGGGCUGGAAGGAAAUUGAGUACGAAGUUGUCCGAGAUGCGCAGGACAACUGCAUCACAGUCUGCAACAUGGAAAAUUUUGAUCCUCUGGGCAUCCACACCGGCGACUCCAUCGUCGUCGCCCCCUCGCAGACUCUAUCUGAUGAGGACUAUAACAUGCUGCGAACCACUGCCGUUAACGUCAUUCGUCACCUUGGCGUUGUUGGCGAGUGUAAUAUUCAAUAUGCCUUGAACCCGUUCUCCAGAGAGUACUGCAUUAUUGAAGUCAAUGCCAGACUCUCUCGGUCUUCGGCCCUUGCUUCGAAGGCUACCGGAUACCCCCUUGCUUUCAUUGCGGCCAAGCUGGGUCUUGGUAUUCCCCUCAAGGAGAUCAAGAACUCCGUGACCAGGGUCACCUGCGCCUGUUUUGAGCCGUCUCUUGAUUACGUUGUCGUCAAGAUGCCUCGAUGGGAUUUGAAGAAGUUCACCCGUGUCUCUACACAGCUGGGUUCUUCUAUGAAGAGCGUGGGCGAGGUCAUGAGCAUUGGCCGAUCAUUCGAAGAAGCCAUUCAAAAGGCCAUCCGAUCCAUCGACUUCCACAAUCUCGGCUUUAACGAGACCAAAGCACUCAUGAGCAUCGACGAUGAGCUCCAGACGCCUUCUGACCAGCGCCUGUUUGCCAUUGCCAACGCCAUGCAUGAGGGCUACUCGGUUGACAAGAUCUGGGAGAUGACCAAGAUUGACAAGUGGUUCCUGCGCAAGCUCAAGGGCUUGAGCGACUUUGCCAAGGACAUGAGCCGAUAUACCACAAAGGACAUUGCCCGAUCUCCUAACCUGCUACUUCAGGCUAAGCGUCUCGGUUUCUGUGAUCGUCAGCUUGCCAAGUUCUGGGACUCCAACGAAAUUGCUGUCCGCAGGAUGAGACUCGAGGCAGGCGUUCGACCCUUUGUCAAGCAGAUCGAUACUGUUGCUGCCGAAUUCCCUGCCUUCACCAACUAUCUCUACCUCACUUACAAUGCCAGCGAGCACGAUGUUUCGUUUCAUGAUCAUGGCGUCAUGGUUCUUGGUUCCGGUGUUUAUCGUAUUGGUUCCUCAGUCGAGUUUGAUUGGUGCUCCGUUCGUGCCAUUCGAACUCUACGGCAAACUGGCUUCAAAACCGUCAUGGUCAAUUACAAUCCCGAGACCGUCAGCACUGACUACGACGAGGCCGAUAAACUGUAUUUCGAGAACAUUAACCUCGAAACCAUCUUGGAUAUCUACCAGUUGGAGGCCUCUAGUGGGGUACUUGGAGCUAUGGGUGGCCAGACCCCUAAUAACAUUGCUCUGCCGCUGCACCGAGCUGGCGUCAAGAUUCUCGGCACCUCACCGGAGAUGAUUGACAUGGCCGAAAACAGAUACAAGUUUUCUCGGAUGCUGGACCGCAUCGAGGUUGACCAGCCCACCUGGAGGGAGCUCACCAGCUUCUCCGAGGCUCGGGAAUUCUGCAAUGCCGUCAGCUAUCCAGUGCUUGUCCGCCCAUCCUACGUUCUGUCUGGCGCUGCUAUGAACACCGUCUAUUCCGAGAAGGAUCUGGAAAGCUACUUGGCUCAGGCUGCCGAGGUUUCUCGAGAGCACCCCGUCGUCAUUUCCAAGUACAUUGAGAACGCCAAGGAAAUUGAGAUGGAUGCUGUCGCCAAAGAUGGCGUGGUUGUUGGCCACUUCGUCUCUGAGCACGUGGAGAACGCUGGAGUUCACUCUGGCGACGCUACCCUCAUCCUACCCCCCCAGGAUCUAGAACAGACCACAAUCGAGAGAAUCGAGGAGGCCACGCGCAAGAUUGGUGCCGCUUUGAACGUGACUGGUCCUUUCAAUAUUCAGUUCAUUGCGAAGGACAACGACAUCAAGGUUAUUGAGUGCAAUGUCCGGGCUUCUCGAUCGUUCCCCUUUGUUUCCAAGGUCAUGGGUGUCGACUUAAUUGAGAUGGCCACCAAGGCUAUCAUGCACCAGCCCUUCCAGGAGUAUCCCGCUACCAGCCUUCAGCCCAACUGUGUUGGCGUCAAGGUACCCCAGUUCAGUUUCUCGCGUCUGUCCGGUGCUGAUCCGGUGCUGGGUGUGGAAAUGGCUUCCACCGGUGAGGUUGCUUGCUUCGGUGUGGACAAGUACGAGGCCUACUUGAAAGCGCUGCUGUCUACUUGUUUCAAAAUUCCCAAGGCCAACAUUCUUCUGUCCAUUGGCACGUACAAGGACAAGAAGGAGUUGCUGCCAUCGAUUCAGAAGCUCCAGCGCAUUGGCUACAAGUUGUUUGCUACCGCUGGCACUGCGGAUUUCCUGCAGGAGCACGGUGUUCAGGUUCAGUACCUCGAAGUUCUCGGCCGCGAUGAAGACAUCAACUCCGAAUUCUCUCUCACCCAGCAUCUGGCCAAGAAUACGAUUGAUUUGUACAUCAAUUUGCCUUCGAACAACAAGUAUCGCCGCCCAGCCAACUACAUGAGCAAGGGGUACAAGACUCGCCGUAUGGCCGUUGACUACCAGAUUCCUCUGGUGACCAACGUCAAGAACGCCAAGAUUCUGGUCGAGGCCAUCGCUCGGCACGUUUACUUAGACGUUUCCAAGCGUGACUUCCAGCUGAGCGAGGUGUACGCCCCGGCGCCUGUCGUCACUGCGAAGACCCCCGAGAUGAAGGCCUCCUCCCUUCCGUCCAUCGGACAGGUUACGGUCAGCCCUCGACGGCGUGGCGGCGAUGCCACGCUUGCCUCCCCUAUUCGUGGCGCCGGCCAAAUUGACGAGCUUGCCCUGCCCGUGACCGUCCAGACUUCCGCCAUCAGCGCCUCCGUUCUCAAGAUCUUAUCCCAGCCUUCGGUCUUCAAGAAUGCCAAUGUCUUGUCUGUGAAGCAGUACACUCGUGCCGACCUGCAUUUGCUGUUCACGGUCGCUCAGGAAAUGCGCCUGGGCGUCCAGCGCGCAGGAGUCUUGGAUAUCCUGCGUGGGCGUGUCCUGUGCAGUGUUUUCUACGAGCCUUCCACCAGGACAUCUGCGUCUUUUGAUGCUGCGAUGCAGCGCCUGGGCGGGCGCAAUGUUUCCGUUCCUGCCACAAACUCAUCUGUUCAAAAGGGUGAGACUCUCCAGGACACUUUGCGUACUUUGGCUUGUUACGGUGACGCUAUUGUUCUCCGCCACCCGGACGAGAAAUCCGUGGACAUUGCCGAAAAAUAUAGCGACGUCCCCGUCAUCAAUGCAGGCAAUGGCAGCAAAGAACACCCUACCCAGGCGUUCCUCGACCUUUUCACCAUCCGUGAGGAGCUUGGUACUGUCCAGGGCCUGACCAUUACCUUCCUGGGUGACCUCCUGUACGGGCGUACCGUGCACUCCUUGGUCCAGCUGCUCCGCCACUAUCAGGUGCAAGUACAGCUGGUCGCUCCCAAGGGACUAGAGUUGCCUAAAGAUGUCAGGGAUCAACUGGCUGCAUCUGGCCAGCUGCUCGUCGAGUCAGACAAUCUGACUCCUGAGAUAAUUUCCCGCAGUGAUGUCCUGUAUUGCACCCGUGUGCAGCGGGAGCGAUUCGAGACGGCGGAGCAGUACGAGAGAGUGAAGAGCUCGUAUCGCGUGGACAAUGCCACUCUCAAGCACGCCAAGAGCCACAUGGUGGUCAUGCAUCCUCUGCCGAGGAACGACGAGGUGGCAGAGGAGGUGGAUUUCGACCAGCGAGCGGCCUACUUUAGACAGAUGCGUUAUGGGCUGUACUGCAGAAUGGCGCUCUUGGCGCUGGUUAUGGCUUCCUCGUAG
Messenger RNA from Metarhizium album ARSEF 1941, 5673 nucleotides. RefSeq names its product aspartate carbamoyltransferase catalytic subunit. The record is from RefSeq and is a predicted model, not a curated record. Gene Ontology annotation, molecular function: amino acid binding; carbamoyl-phosphate synthase (glutamine-hydrolyzing) activity; dihydroorotase activity. The transcript is spliced from 3 exons. Lineage: Eukaryota; Fungi; Ascomycota; Sordariomycetes; Hypocreales; Clavicipitaceae. Bases 1 to 5673 code for a protein of 1890 amino acids. Gene Ontology annotation, biological process: L-glutamine metabolic process; L-citrulline biosynthetic process; 'de novo' pyrimidine nucleobase biosynthetic process. Gene Ontology annotation, cellular component: cytoplasm; cytosol.